Molecule: messenger RNA, 697 nt
Organism: Magallana angulata
Lineage: Eukaryota; Metazoa; Mollusca; Bivalvia; Ostreida; Ostreidae
Product: perlucin-like protein
Exons: 5
Coding region: 119-637 (172 amino acids)
Source: RefSeq, a predicted model, not a curated record
UUGGAUCGGUAGAACUAGAUCAUUCAAGUCAUAUGUGAGCCCGUCACAUUUUUACAGAUAAGUAAAGGGUCAUUUAGUGGGGCGCUGAACAAUUGUCUGCAAAGCACUAACAGAAAACAUGGCGGCCGUCCCAACAUCUCUCCUCGCUAUCCUGGUGGUUCUAGUGACAGUUGAAUCUAAGUGUCCUCUGGACUGGGUGGAAUAUGACAACAACUGUAUCCAGUUCAACAAGGACCAACACACGUGGAUGGACGCCGGGGGUCACUGUCGAAACAUGGGCGCGCACCUGAUCACGGUAGACUCCGAGGCCAAGGACAACUUUAUCAAACAGUUUCUUAACGUUUUUGCAAGUGAACAUCUGAAUAUCUGGUGGAUCGGGGGUUCAGAUUUUGCUAAGGAGGGGGUCUGGCAGUGGUUGGCGGGGGGAUCCGUCAGCACCUACAACGGAUGGGGCCCUGGUCAGCCAGACGGUAACAACACAGCCAACUGUAUGACGUACCGGUUCUUCAACCACACCAUCAUUGGGUGGGCGGAUGACGUCUGCUCCCCCCACACUCACCACGGACACCAUACUCACAUGCCAGGAUACAUCUGCGAAAAACCAAUGGACUCUUUUUCAACUCCACUGGGAAAGUAAACUACAAAAUCGUGUGAAUCUUCUAUAUGUGCUUCAUUCUGAUUAAAAAAUUUCAAAACA